UGACGCCCCCUUCAGAUGGCGCUCCCCACGCUGCCCUCCUACUGGUACAGCCGGAGGCCCCUGGACCAGAAGGUCGCGCGCCAGCGAGAGCAGGAGGCCCAGCUUCGCCAGCAGUGGGAGCAGAACAGCCGUUAUUUCAAGACUUCCGACAUCCACAGCUUCAAACAGGCCGAAUGGAGCUCCCAGACCUCCUACCAAAGGAGUAUGCACGCCUACCAGCGUGAGAAGAUGAAGGAGGAGAAGAGGAUGAGUCUGGAGGCUCGUCGUGAGAGACUCAGGCAGCUUGUGCUGGAGGAGCAGGACCUGCUGGCCGCUGAGCUGCAAGGGCUGAAGUUGAACAUGAGCCUGCGGGAACAAACAAUCCGGGAACAGCACAGAGAUCUGAAGUCAGCCCGGGAAGAACGAAGAAAGCUGAUUGCUGAACAGCUUUUAUAUGACCACUGGAAAAAGAACAACACCAAGCUUCGCGAGCUUGAGUUGGACCUUCACAAGAAGCAUGUGAUAAAUUCUUGGGCAACACAGAGAGAAGAAAGAAAACAGCAAGAAGCCAGUGAGGAGCAGGAGAAGAAGCGGUUUGAAAAUGAGUAUGAAGUGGCCCGCAGGGAAGCGAUGGAGCGGAUGAGAGCAGAGGAGGAGAGGAGGCAGCUGGAGGAGAAGCUGCAGGCCCAAGCCCUGUGCCAGCAGAUGGAGGAGCUGAAGCAGAGGGAGCUGGAGGCAACCAAGCUGAAGAAGGAACAGGAGAACCUGAUGAAGCAGCGCUGGGAGCUGGAGGCCCUGGAGGAAGAGAGAAGGCAGAUGGCAGCCCUCCGGCGCAAGGCGGAGCUGGGGCGCUUCUUGAGACAUCAGUACAAUGCACAGCUCACCCGGCGGACCCAGCAGGUCCAGGAGGAGCUGGAGGCAGACGGGCGGAUCCUGCAGGCACUCCUGGAGAAGGAAGACGAGCUGCAGCGUGUCCAUCUGGCCAGGCGGGAGCAGGCCCAGGCCGAUGUGGCCUGGAUGAAGCAGGUCAUCGAGGAGCAGCUGAAGCUGGAGAAAGCUCGGGAGGCUGAGCUGCAGCAGCUGCUGAGGGAGGAGGCCAAGGAGAUGUGGGAGAAGAGAGAAGCAGAGUGGGCUCGAGAGCAGAGCGCGCGCGACAGACUGAUGAGUGAGGUUUUGGCGGGGAGGCAGCAGCAGAUUCAGGAAAAGAUGGAGGAGAACUGGCGGGCACAGGAGGAGACGCUGAGACACAGAGAGAAACUCCUGCAGAGCCUGCAGGAGGCCAGGCAGGCAGCUCAGCGCGCAAAGGACCAGAGCCAAGAGCUGAAGUCAGCCAGGAAGCAGGAGCUGGAAGCCCAGGUUGCAGAGCGUCAGCUGCAGGCCCAGGAAGCGGCCCAGCAGGUGGAGGAGGAGGAGGAGGAGCACAGGCGGGCAGAGCAGCUCUCCGAUACCCUGCUGCAGCAGGAGGCGAAGACCAUGGCUGAGGAGGGCUACCGGCCCAAGGCCUAUGGACACACCAGAAUUGCCUGGGACUGAUGGCGAGCAGAGACACAUGCAGACUUGAUACACAGAUCCAGACAUUUGUACAGUGCUUGGUUCUGGCCAGGGCUCAAGUUGCUGCUGUGUCUGUAAUUCGACCAUGCCUGUUCAGGCACACCGUGGUCCAGCUUCAUGUCAAGAUGCCACAGGUGUGCAGUGCCCAAUGAGAGCCCUCCCCUGCCUUCCUCUCCCAGACUGGUCUUUCAGACAGUGCUAUCCAGAGAUCAUAUCUAAACAGACUUUAGAGCUGCUACAGUAGUAUCCCCAGGACGGGGGAUACGUGUCUGUACGUGUCAGCCGGGACCUCGAGCCCGAGGGAGGAGGGGACAUUGCAGGUUUUGAAGUUGCUGUUUAGUAAGUUCUUCUGUGGAAGGCAGACUUUGUAAGUCUUGGUGUAGCUCUUUCUGGUUAUUAGAUGCAUAGCCCCAAAGGGUCACGUGUACUCUGGAAGAGCCUGGCAUUAUUGUGCUUUCUGGAAAGUGGGUGACAAAGGAGCUCUGUGUUCUGGCAGUGUGAGGGUUCCCAUGGGGGCUGCUUCCCUGCAGCCUUUGGCCCUCGUAUCAGCCCCAGCAACCCCAAAAAGAAAAGAAUCCCAUAGAGCAUUGGAACUCAUGCUGCCCGAGAAGAGUCCUCAAGGUCACCUGGUGGGCUAGCCUGGUAAAAGCAUUUGUUUAACUCUGAAGCUAUGUUACUUUGCCUGUCUAAAACACCUGAUGGUGUAAUAAAGAGCUCAUCAGUCUACAGCGUGAGAAAGGGUAGGCAGGGCUGGCGUGCAGAGAGAAUAAAUAGGAAGAGAAAUCUGGGACGAGAAGGGGAUGCCGGGGGCCAGCCACCCAGCCAGCCAUGGAGUAAGAAGUAAAGAAAGGUAUACGGAAUGGAGAAAGAUUAAAAACUCAGAGGCAAAAGGUAGAUGGGAUAAUUAAGAAAAGCUGGCUAGAAACAAGCCAAGCUAAGGUUGGGCAUUCAUAAGAAUAAGCCUCUGUGCUUUGAGAGACGUGUGUCGGUCCCCCAAAGAGCAAAGAUUAAAAAACAAACUAAC
Phodopus roborovskii (desert hamster) is the source of this 2554-nucleotide messenger RNA. It is a transcript of the gene Tchp, whose product is annotated as trichoplein keratin filament binding. The record is from RefSeq and is a predicted model, not a curated record. Gene Ontology annotation, biological process: apoptotic process. The transcript is spliced from 12 exons. The coding region runs from base 16 to 1512 and encodes 498 amino acids. NCBI's taxonomy places the organism in Eukaryota, Metazoa, Chordata, Mammalia, Rodentia, Cricetidae. Gene Ontology annotation, cellular component: keratin filament.